GGGUGGGACAGACAGGGUCACGUGGAGUUGCGUUCAGCGGGAGGAAGCCAGGCAGUGUGCAGACGGCUGCUGAUUCUGGGGCUGGUCAGGAAGUCAAGGAGAAGCCCCACCAUGGACCCACCAUCGCCAAGCCAGGUCCCCCAAGCCCAGUCUGCAGCCCCAUCCCCGCUGACCUCCUACCGCUGGCACACAGGGGGCAGUGGGGAGAAGGGGGCUGGAGGGUUCCGCUGGGGCCGCCUUGCGGGCUGGGGGAGGGCGCUGAGCCACCAGGAGCCCGUGGUCAGCAACCAGCCAGCCCCUCGCUCGCUGUUCCGUCGUGUCCUCUCUGCACCCCCCAAGGAGUCGCGCACAAGCCGCCUUCGGCUGUCCAAGACCCUCUGGGGGAGGCAUAAGAGCCCACCGCCGGACUCAGAGCCAGAGCCGGAGGCCCCAGAGCCUGAGCCAGAGCCGGAGCCCCCUGUCCCACAGAUCCCCGAGGCCCCCACCCCCGACGCGCCCAUCUGGAACAUUGGGGCCUUCACUCUGCUGGACGGGAGGCUGCUGCUGCUUGGGGGUGAGGAGGAGGGUCCUCGCCGGCCCCGGGUGGGGAGCGCUAGCUCUGAGGGCAGCAUCCAGGUGGCCAUGGGGAGCCUCAGGGAUCCAGACCGGAUCCCAGGAAAGACCGAGCCAGAGGCUGCUGGCCCCAACCAGGUCCACAACGUUCGGGGGUUGCUCAAGCGACUGAAGGAGAAGAAAAAGGGCAGGUCGGAGCUGGGAGCCAAUGCCUCCCGGGAUGGACCCCCCAGUGCUCUGGGCUCUCGCGAAUCGCUGGCCACACUCUCCGAGCUGGACCUGGGCGCCGAGAGGGACGUGCGGAUCUGGCCGCUGCACCCCAGCCUCCUGGAGGAGCCUCACUGCUUCCAGGUAACGUGGGCAGGCGGGAGCCGCUGCUUCUCUUGUCGCUCGGCCGCUGAGAGAGACCGCUGGAUCGAGGACCUUCGUCGCCACUUCCAGCCCAGCCAGGACAAUGUGGAGCGGGAAGAGACGUGGCUGAGCGUGUGGGUGCACGAAGCAAAGGGGCUGCCCCGGGCGGCGGCGGGGGCGCCGGGCGUAUGCGCCGAGCUGUGGCUGGAUGGCGCGCUGCUGGCACGCACGGCGCCACGGGCUGGCUCGGGCCAGCUCUUCUGGGCCGAGCGCUUCCACUUCGAGGCGCUGCCACCGGCACGACGCCUGUCGCUGCGGCUGCGCGGAGUGGGCCCGGGGGGCGCUGUGCUGGGCCGCGUGGCACUGGCGCUGGAAGAGCUGGGCGUCCCCCGCGCGCCCGCCGCCGGCCUGGAGCGCUGGUUCCCGCUGCUCGGGACAUCAGCCGGCGGGGCGCUGCGGGCGCGGAUCCGGGCGCGGCGCCUGCGUGUGCUGCCGUCCGAGCGCUACAAGGAGCUGGCGGAGUUCCUCACUUUCCACUACGCGCGCCUCUGCGGGGCGCUCGAGCCCGCGCUGUCAGCGCAGGCCAAGGAGGAGCUGGCGGCUGCCAUGGUGCGCGUGCUGCAGGCCACCGGCAGGGCGCAGGCGCUGGUGACAGAUCUGGGCACCGCGGAGCUGGCACGCAGCGGAGGCCGUGAGGCACUGCUGUUUCGGGAAAACACUUUGGCCACCAAGGCCAUCGACGAAUAUAUGAAGCUGGUGGCACAGGAUUACCUCCAAGAGACUCUGGGGCAGGUCGUGAGGCGUCUCUGUGCCUCCACUGAGGACUGUGAGGUGGACCCCAGCAAGUGCCCAGCCGCAGAGCUGCCCCAGCACCAGGCCAGACUGCAAAACAGCUGUGAGGAGGUCUUCCAGAACAUCGUCCACUCCUACGACUGCUUCCCGGCGGAGCUGGGCACCGUGUUCUCAGGCUGGCGAGAAGAAUGCAAGGCUCGUGGCUCUGAGGCACUGGGCCCCCGACUAGUGUGUGCCUCUCUCUUCCUGCGGCUCCUGUGUCCCGCCAUCCUGGCACCCAGCCUCUUUGGCCUGGCACCAGAGCACCCAGCACCCGGCCCAGCCCGCGCCCUCACGCUGAUUGCCAAGGUCAUCCAGAACCUUGCCAACCAUGCCCCGUUUGGUGAGAAGGAGGCCUACAUGGGCUUCAUGAAUAGCUUCCUGGAGGAUCACGGACCAGCCAUGCAACACUUCCUGGACCAAGUGGCCAUGGUGGAUGUGGACGCAGCACCCAGUGGUUACCAGGGCAACAGUGACCUGGCCCUCCAGCUGGCGGUCCUGCACGCACAGCUCUGUACCAUCUUUGCUGAACUUGACCAGGCAACUCGUGACAGCCUGGAACCACUACCCACCAUCCUGCGCGCCAUUGAGGAGGGCCGCCCUGUACCUGUGUCUGUGCCAAUGCGCCUCCCACCACCCCCAGCCCAGGUCCACUCCAGCUUCUCCACAGGGGAAAAGCCCGGCUUCCUGGCCCCUCGGGACCUCCCCAAGCACACCCCUCUCAUCUCCAAGAGCCAGUCCCUGCGCAGCGUUCAGGGCGCAGGGAGUUGGGCCUGGCAGCGGCCAGACGAGGAGCGGCCCCCGAGGCUGCCCAGGCCGGUGCAGCGCACGCAGAGCGUCCCUGCUGGCCGUGCCACUCGCCGCCGCCCAUCUGCGGGGCCCAGACCACGACCCAAAGGCUCCCUACGCAUGGGCCCCGCGCCCCGCAGCCGGCCCUGGACCGGAGCCUCCACCUCGCUGCCUCGGAAGCCGUCGGUGCCCUGGCAGCGCCAGCUGGACCAGCCGCGAGACAGAGACCAGGCGCCCGGCGCGCACCGACCCGUGGGCAAGCUGGCAGAGCUGCAGUGCGAGGCGGCCGCCCUGCGCGAAGAACAGAAGAAGCUGUCGGGCCUCGUGGAGUCGCUGAGCACCGACAUCCGGGCCUUGACGGAGCAGCAGGAACAGCUUCGGGGCCGCCUGCAGGACCUGGACUCCAGGCUCCUUGAAGGGACCUCGCAGUCGGAUCCAGGGCGCCAUCCUCCAAGCAGUGAGGACCACAGGCUGAAAAGUCUGGAGCUCCGCCUGGCUGAGAUGGAGAAUACUCAGGCCCAGCUGAGGGAUGCCGUCCAGAGCCUGCAGCUUCUUCCGAGGACGUCAGGAUCCCGGAGCCAGCCCCUGCCCCUCAAAGCACCCUGUGUCAAUGGAGACACCACCUGAGCUGCCCAUCCCAUCCCACGUGGUCUGGGAGCAGAGAGAUAGCGUCUUGGGGGUCAGUCUCACCCCUGCCUCACCCCUAGGUGGCCUACAGUGGGAGUGGAGCUGUAGGUGCCCACCGGUCUGGCACCAUGAGCUUGCCCAGUAAAAUCUUGAUUUCGGUAAAA
Messenger RNA from Diceros bicornis minor, 3314 nucleotides. RefSeq names its product RAS protein activator like 3 (gene RASAL3). The coding region runs from base 112 to 3150 and encodes 1012 amino acids. Gene Ontology annotation, biological process: regulation of GTPase activity. NCBI's taxonomy places the organism in Eukaryota, Metazoa, Chordata, Mammalia, Perissodactyla, Rhinocerotidae. The record is from RefSeq and is a predicted model, not a curated record. The transcript is spliced from 18 exons.